Molecule: messenger RNA, 6309 nt
Organism: Elephantulus edwardii (Cape elephant shrew)
Lineage: Eukaryota; Metazoa; Chordata; Mammalia; Macroscelidea; Macroscelididae
Gene: ACAN
Product: aggrecan
Exons: 18
Biological process (GO): cell adhesion
Molecular function (GO): calcium ion binding; hyaluronic acid binding
Source: RefSeq, a predicted model, not a curated record
AUGACCACUUUACUGCUGGUGUUUGUGACUCUGAGGGUCAUCACUGCAACCGUCUCCGUAGAAUUCUCAGACCAUGACACCUCACUGAGCGUGAGCAUCCCCGAGCCUUCCCCGCUGCGAGUCCUCCUUGGAAGUUCCCUCACCAUCCCCUGCUACUUCAUCGACCCCAUGCACCCAGUGACCACUGCCCCCUCCACUGCCCCCCUCGCCCCGAGAAUUAAAUGGAGCCGAGUGUCUAAGGACAAGGAGGUGGUCCUGCUGGUGGCCACCGAGGGGCAGGUGCGAGUCAACAAUGCCUACCAGGACAAGGUCUCGCUGCCCAACUACCCAGCCAUCCCCAGCGACGCCACCCUGGAGAUCCAGAACCUGCGCUCUAAUGACUCCGGGGUCUACCGCUGCGAGGUGAUGCAUGGCAUCGAGGACAGCAAGGCCACUCUGGAGGUCGUGGUGAAAGGCAUCGUGUUCCACUACCGAGCCAUCUCCACACGCUACACCCUGGACUUCGACCGGGCACAGCGGGCCUGCCUGCAGAACAGCGCCAUCAUCGCCACACCCGAGCAGCUGCAGGCUGCCUAUGAGGACGGCUUCCACCAGUGUGAUGCUGGCUGGCUGGCUGACCAGACCGUCAGGUACCCUAUCCACUUGCCCCGGGAAGGCUGCUAUGGAGACAAGGAUGACUUUCCCGGCGUGAGAACCUACGGCAUCCGAGACACCAAUGAGACCUACGACGUGUACUGCUUUGCCGAGGAAAUGGAGGGUGAGGUGUUCUACGCCACAUCCCCUGAGAAGUUCACCUUCCAGGAGGCAGCCAACGAGUGCCGGCGGCUGGGUGCCCGACUGGCCACCACGGGCCAGCUCUACUUGGCCUGGCAGAGCGGCAUGGACAUGUGCAGCGCCGGAUGGCUGGCCGACCGCAGUGUCCGCUACCCCAUCUCGAAGGCCCGACCCAACUGCGGGGGCAACCUUCUGGGUGUGAGGACCGUCUACGUGCAUGCCAACCAGACGGGCUACCCAGACCCUUCAUCCCGCUAUGACGCCAUCUGCUACACAGGUGAAGACUUUGUGGACAUCCCAGACAACUUCUUCGGAGAGGGAAGUGAGGAGGACAUCACCAUCCAGACAGUGACCUGGCCUGAGAUGGAGCUGCCCAUGCCCCGAAACGUCACCGAGGGAGAAGCCCGAGGCAACGUGAUCCUCACAGUGAGGCCCUUCUUCAGCGCCUCACCCACCCCCCUAGAGCCUGAGGAGCCCUUCACACUGACUGCUGCCUUCCCCGAGCCUGAGAACCAGACAGCAGAGGCCACCAGGCCCUGGGCUCUUCCCGAGGCCUUCACCAGUGAGGACCUGGCCGUGCCAGUGACCAUCGCUCCAGGUGUAGCCAGUGUCCCUGGGCAGCCACUCUUGCCAGGGGGGGUCGUGUUCCACUACCGCCCAGGGUCCUCUCGCUACUCGCUGACCUACGAGGAGGCACAGCAGGCCUGCCUUCACACGGGUGCCGUCAUUGCCUCCCCUGAGCAGCUCCAGGCGGCCUACGAGGCCGGCUAUGAGCAGUGUGAUGCUGGCUGGCUGCGGGACCAGACUGUAAGAUACCCCAUUGUGAGCCCAAGGGCCCCAUGUGUGGGGGACAAGAACAGCAGCCCAGGGGUCAGGACCUAUGGUGUGCGGCCCUCAUCAGAAACCUACGACGUCUACUGUUACGUGGACAAGCUAGAGGGGGAAGUGUUCUUCGCCACGCGCCUGGAGCAGUUCACCUUCCAGGAAGCCCUGGAGUUCUGUGAAUCACAAAAUGCCACACUGGCCUCCACGGGCCAGCUCUAUGCUGCCUGGAGCCGCGGCCUGGACAAGUGCUACGCCGGCUGGCUGUCGGAUGGCAGCCUCCGCUACCCCAUCGUCAAUGCGAGGCCCGCCUGUGGCGGGAACCAGCCCGGUGUGAGGACAAUCUACCUCUACCCCAACCAGACCGGCCUCCCAGACCCGCUGUCCCGGCACCAUGCCUUCUGUUUUCGAGGUGCUUCAGCAGUGCCGUCACCAGGAGAGGAGGACGGUGGCACGCAUGCACCCCCGUCCGGCGUGGAGGACUUCAUCCCCCCCGAGGUGGUGCCUGGAGUGGCUGCUGUCCCCUUGGGGGAGGAGACGACCAUAGUGCCAGUCUUCACCGCUGAGCCAGAAAACCGGACAGAAUGGGAACCAGCCUACACCCCAGCGGGCAUUUCCCCAUUGCCUGAAAUCCCUGCUACAUGGCCUCCCACUGGUUCACCAACAGAGGAAAUCACAGAAGGGCCCUCUGUAACUGAAGUGCCAUCCCCUUCAGAGGAACCGUUCACUUCAGAGGAACCGUCCCCCUCAAAGGAGCCAUUCACCUCAGAGAAACCACCCCCCUCAAAGGCGCCAACCCCCUCAGAGGAACCUUCUCCCUCAGAGGAGCCGUUCCCCUCAGAGAAGCCUUCCACCUCAGAAGAACCAUUCACCUUAAAGGAACCAUACACCUCAGAGGAACCAUCCACCUUCGAAGAACCCUCUGCCUCAGAGAAGCCAUAUAUACCUUCCCUCAUAGUGCCCAGCAGAACUGAAUUGCCAGGCUCUGGGGAGGCAUCUGGGGUCCCUGAAAUCAGUGGUGACUUCACUGGCAGUGGAGAAGCUUCAGGAAGCUUUGAGUCCAGUGGGCAAACCUCGGGAGAAAGUGCCAGUGGACUACCUUCUGGGGAUCUUGAUUCCAGUGGUCAGACUUCCACAGUGGGUUCAGGGCUACCUACUGAAAGUGGACUAACCUCAGGGGAAGAAGAAAGGAUAGAGUGGACCAGCACUCCAAAGACUGAUGAACUGCCCAGUAGAGGCAAGGACAUAGAGGGCUCUGCUUCUGGGGAAGAUCUCAGUAGGCUUCCUUCUGGAGAAGGAGGUCCAGAAACCUCUGCUUCUGGUGAAGAAGACCUUAGUGGACUUCCUUCUGGAGGAGAAGGUCCAGAAUCUUCUGCUUCUGGUGCAGAGGACCUUAGUGGACUUCCUUCUGGAGGACAAAGUCCAGAAUAUUUUGCUUCUGGUACAGAGGACCUUAGUGGACUUCCUUCUGGAGGAGAAAGUCCAGAAUAUUUUGCUUCUGGUACAGAGGACCUUAGUGGACUUCCUUCUGGAGGAGAAGGUCCAGAAUCUUCUGCUUCUGGAGAAGGUCCAGAAUCUUCUGCUUCUGGAAUAGGAGACCUCAGUGGGCUUCCUUCUGGAGGAGAAGGUCCAGAAUCUUCUGCUUCUGGAACAGGGGAACUCAGUGGGCAUCCUUCUGGAGAAGCGCUUGAGAUCCCUUCUUCUGGAGUAGAGGACCUCAGUGGACUUCCUUCUGGAAGAGAGAGUCUAGAGACCUCUGCUUCUGGAAUAGAAGACCUCAGUGGACUUCCUUCUGGGAGAGAAGGUACAGAGACCUCUACUUCUGGAAUUGAGGACCUCAGUGGAUUGCAUUCUGGAGUGGAAGACUUGGUGGGAUCUACUUCUGGACCAUUGGACUUUGGCACACUGCCUUCUGGAAGUGGGCAGACUCCAGAUGCAAGUGGCAUUCCCUCUGGAUAUAGUGGUGACUAUUCAGGGGUGGAGUCUGGAAGUGGCACCACCUCUGGCCUACCUGACUUUAGUGAACUUCCAUCUGGGUUCCCAACUGUCUCCCUGGUGGACACGACCCUGGUGGAAGUGGUCACAGCCACCACUGCAGGGGAACUGGAAGGGAGGGGAACCAUUGUAAUAAGUGGUUCUGGAGAAGCAUCUGGACUCCCCUUCAGUGAACUGCCCUUUAGUGGUGACACUAGUGGACUGCCUUCAGGGACUGAACUCAGUGGUCAGACAUCUGGGUCUCCUGACAUCAGUGGGGAAACAUCUGGGCUUUUUGGCAUUGGUGAGCAUUCCUCAGGCUUCCCUGACAUCAGUGGAGAAACAUCUGGGACUUUUGACUUGAGUGGGCAGCCAUCAGGGUUUCCUGGUGCCAGUGGGGAAACAUCUGGAGUGACGGAGCUUAGCGGACUGUCCUCUGGACAACCGGAUGUCAGUGGAGACGUGUCUGGAGUUGGCUUAGGCAGUGGUCAAACAUUUGAUACAACGGACCUAAGUGGUGAAACAUCUGGGGCCACAGAUCACAGUGGACAGCCAUCAGGGUUGCCAGAGGUCAGUGGAACGACAUCUGGAAUCCCUGAUCUUGUUUCUGGGGCCGUGAGCGGCAGUGGUGAAUCUUCCGGCAUUACAUUUGUGGACACCAGUUUGGUAGAAGUGACUCCAACUUCAUUUAGAGAAGAAGAAGGCUUGGGGUCUGUGGACCUCAGUGGGCUUCCUUCCGGGGAAGCAGAUCCAUCAGGCACAUCGGGGAUGGUGGAUGUCAGUGGACAAUCUUCUGGCGCAGUCGACUUCAGUGGAUUUCCAUCCCAGGCCCCAGAAUUCAGUGGCCUGCCAAGUGGAAUAACCGAGGUCAGUGGAGACACUUCUGGAGCCGAAAGUGGGAGCAGCCUGCCCUCGGGGGCGUCUGAAGGCAGUGGGCUUCCAUCUGGUUUCCCCACCAUCUCUCUGAUAGACAGGACUUUGGUGGAAUCUAUAACCCAGGCCCCAACUGCCCAGGAAGCAGGAGAAGGGGCCUCUGGCAUCCUGACCAUCGAUGGUGCCCAUUCUGGAGCACCAGACAUAUCUGGAGACCAUUCUGGAUUUUGGGACCCAAGUGGGCACUCAGGGCUGGUAGAACCCAGCGGAGCAUCUCCAAGCACUCCAUAUUUUAGUGGGGACUUUUCUAGCACCGCUGAUGUAAGCGGAGAAUCAUCUGCAGCCUCAGGCACCAGUGGUGAGACCUCAGGACUUCCAGAAGUCACCUUAAUCACUUCUGAUUUUGUGGAGGGUGUCACUGAGCCAACUCUUUCCCAGGAAGUUGGCCAAAGACCUCCUGUGACACACUCCCGAUUUUUUGAGUCUAGUGGAGAAACCUCUGCAUCUGGGGACAUUAGUGGAGCUACACCAGCAUUCUCUGAGCCUGGGGUCCAAGCAUCUUCUAUCCCAAUAUCCAGCACUGAGAUGUCUUCCUACCCUGAGGCUGAGGUGGGGGCAUCUGCAGCCCCAGAGGCCAGCGGAGAAGCCUCCACUGAUCUGAGUGGAAGCACAUCCACCUUUAGCGAAGCUGAUUUUGCAACAGCCUCAGGACAGGGCGGGAGUGGCAGCCCCUCUGCCUUCCAGGAUGGCCUCAGGGAAGGGUCAGCAGAAAUGAGUGGAGAGCCCUCUGCUCCCUAUGAGGCGAGCACGGACACAUCAGGCUGGUCUUCAGCCACGCUCCUAACUUCUGGAGACAGAACUGAAACUGAUGGGGACUUCUCUGGGCACAACUCAGGACUGGAUGUUGUCAUCAGCACCAGCACCCCAGAGUCUGAGUGGACCUCGCAAACCCAGCGCCCUGCAGAGGCGCAUCUUGAUACCGACUCCUCGAGUCCCUUGUACUCAGGAGAAGAGACACACACAGCCGAAACAGACACCUACCCAACAGAUGCUGCCGCCCCGAUUUCUCCAGAAGAGACAGGUGAAUAAAGGGCCAAUCUUUCAGUGUGUUUGGACAUUGAUGAAUGCCUCUCAAGCCCUUGUCUGAAUGGAGCCACCUGCGUGGACGCCAUCGACUCUUUCACAUGCUUAUGCCUUCCCAGCUACGGAGGGGACCUGUGUGAGAUUGACCAGGAGGUAUGUGAGCAGGGCUGGACCAAGUUCCAGGGCCACUGUUACCGCCACUUCCCGGACCGUAAGACCUGGGUGGACGCAGAGAGCCAGUGUCGGGAGCACCAGUCCCAUCUGAGCAGCAUCAUCACCCCUGAGGAGCAGGAGUUUGUCAACAACAACGCUCAGGAUUACCAGUGGAUCGGCCUUAAUGACAGAACCAUCCAAGGGGACUUCCGCUGGUCAGAUGGACACACCUUGCAAUUUGAGCACUGGCGCCCCAACCAGCCAGACAACUUCUUUGCUGCUGGAGAGGAUUGCGUGGUGAUGAUCUGGCACGAGAAGGGUGAAUGGAAUGACGUCCCCUGCAAUUACCACCUGCCCUUCACGUGUAAAAAGGGCACAGUGGCCUGCGGAGAGCCGCCCGUGGUGGAGCACGCCAGAACCUUGGGACAGAAGAAGGACCGGUAUGAAAUCAACUCCCUGGUGCGGUACCAGUGCACCGAGGGCUUCAUACAGCGCCAUGUGCCCACCGUCCGGUGCCAGCCCAGUGGGCACUGGGAGGAGCCUCGGAUCACCUGCACGGACCCUGCCACCUACAAACGACAAAGGAGCUCUCGGUCCCCCAAGAGAAGCCGCCCCAGCUCCACCCACUGA